Messenger RNA from Aspergillus ibericus CBS 121593, 957 nucleotides. Its product is annotated as NAD(P)-binding protein. The record is from RefSeq and is a predicted model, not a curated record. The transcript has a single exon. NCBI's taxonomy places the organism in Eukaryota, Fungi, Ascomycota, Eurotiomycetes, Eurotiales, Aspergillaceae. The coding region runs from base 1 to 957 and encodes 318 amino acids.
AUGGCUCCCUCCGUUCUUGUUGCCGGUGCCACUGGCAACACCGGUCGAAGUGUUGUCCAAACCCUCUCGGCAAUGCUCGCCACGAGCGAUGUCUUACUCAAUCACCGGAUCAUCGCGCUCACCCGGUCUCUCAACAGCCCAGCCGCACAGCAGCUCGCCACCCUGCCUGGUGUGGACGUCGUCGAGAAAAACUGGGUGGACAUCACUCCUGCCUGGCUCCGGGAGCAUGAAGUCGUCCGAGCAUUUAUUGCACCACACAACAAGCCCAACCAAUUUGCCGAAGAAUCCACCUUCCAUGUUGCCGCCCUGCAAGCUGGUGUCCAAUAUGUGGUCCGAAUCUCGACCACCGCCGCGAAUGUCAGCCCCAGCUCUACCGCCUACUACCCCCGUUCGCACUGGGCCAUCGAGAGUCUUCUCAGCUCGCCGGAAUUCACGAAUCUGCACUGGACCUCGCUCCAGCCCAACGGCUUUUCCGCAUUUUUCCUCGCUCCCGCUGCCGCCUUCAUCCAAGAGUACCGCAAGACCGGAAAACAGGGCACGUUGAAACUCCUCGCAUCCGAAGACGCUCCCGUGGCUGUCAUCGACGCCGACGAGGUCGGCAUCUUUGCUGCCCACCUUCUGUCUCAGCCCAACAUUUCAGUGCAUAACGGGGCCAAGUAUGUUCUCAAUGGCCCGGAGGACAUUACAGGGAAACAGAUCGUGAACCUGGUGGAGCAAUAUAUCGGGGUUCCGGUUGAAAACGUGAGUUACAAAGACAUGUCAGACCUCGACGCAUACCUCGAGGCUGCGUACAUGGGCGAUGGACAAUCGAGAAACGUCAUUUGGAGUAUCAAACAUGCUCCCGAGACCACGUGGGAGGGGAAAUGUACGGCUUCGACGACUAGCAAGGAGGUGUUGGAGAUCGCGCCGCCACAGUCUACCCCGGCUCAGGUGUUGCAGAGGUUACUGCAGUAUUAA